AUGCUUUCCAGUCCUCGAUACACGCUACAAGUGGAGAUCAAACAUACCUCUAUCAGCAUCCGGCAUGCCCGAACGCGAAAACUUCUCAACAUUCCUUGGCCUGUGAUACCACUGUCCAGCUGGUUGCACUACAUCAUGCAGGAGCAGGGAGGUUCUCUACUUUUGCAGGGGCACCACAUCUCCCACAUUGACAAAUGGAAGCACGACCUGAAGGAAUUUUGGGACUUCUAUGAAAGGGUGGACCCUUCGCACCCAACUUUCGAGCAGAAUCUGGAUAGGGAAUGCACCUUGCCUUAUUUUCUGCACGGCGACGAGGGCAGAGGACGCGGGAAACAACCUGUGAUGAUUCUCAGCUUCCAGGGGCUGUUCAGUCAUUUUGGUAAGCAGCGGCUCAACGAGAGCGGGUUGUCCACGAUGGAGCGACGUACCACUUUCACAUGGCCUGGCUCGGAUGCAAAGGAGACUGGGUUGCAGAAUUAUCCUAUGGGUGCUGGGAAGGGAUGGGACACGGUAUUGCUUUGCGAAUGGCUGGAGCACGAGCUGAGGGACUUGGAGCGCUGGCUUUUGUCACCCAUGAACGUGCAGAAGCGUUUCGGCUUCCCCGAAAACAGCGUAGAGCUCUUCGCGGAGCGUGUGGAGAAUCGUGCUAGCUGCGCCAUGGCUCAGUGCGAAUCUCUUCGCUUCAAGCUUAUUGGUGGCCUGGCCGUCCGCCGCGCCUGCUACGGCGUCCUGAGGUUCAUCAUGGAGAAUGGAGCCAAGGGCGUGGAGGUCAUCAUCAGUGGAAAGCUCCGUGCCCAGCGAGCCAAAGCAAUGAAGUUCAGGCAGGGCUACCUGAUCUCCACUGGCGAGCCCAAGAGGCACUACAUCUCGGAGGCUGUUCGUCACGUGCAGAUGCGCCAGGGCACUAUCGGAAUCAAGGUGAAGAUCAUGAUGUCCCAUGAUCCGGAGGGCAAGAUGGGACCGAAGAUGCAGCUUCCAGACAACGUCAUCGUCCACGAGCCUAAGGAGGAAGCACCUCCCAUGAUGCCUGCCGAGGAACAGGGCUACGAACAACAGGGCUAUGACAAUCAGGGCGGCUACGACAACCAGGGCUACUGA
Molecule: messenger RNA, 1098 nt
Organism: Symbiodinium pilosum
Lineage: Eukaryota; Dinophyceae; Suessiales; Symbiodiniaceae
Source: the annotation of a GenBank genome assembly